This is a messenger RNA of Dentiscutata erythropus, 407 nucleotides long. The record is from the annotation of a GenBank genome assembly. NCBI's taxonomy places the organism in Eukaryota, Fungi, Glomeromycota, Glomeromycetes, Diversisporales, Gigasporaceae.
CCACAAUAAAAUAUGAACCAUGGUUUCCUGAACACACUACAAGAGACAUUUAUAUUUCACUCUUACAACAGAAAUCCCCACCUGCUACCGAGCUUCAACUUAAGUCUGCACUAUUACGUCGUGCCAUGACUGAUGUUGAGCGAGUAUUAAAAUUAAGGGAAGAUAGGUCUGCUCUCGUUUCUCUAGUACAAAAAGGUUUGGUUGGUGAAGAUCUCUGGAAUUCUUUUUUGAAAGCCGAACAAGAGCUCCAACAAGAUUUAAUGGAAGUUACUGCGGAGGCUGAUACUUUUAAAGAAGACUGGGGUCAAACAAUACUUCAAACCGCUAAUCAAAUGGUGGAACACGAAAGACAUAAGAAUAUUCGGGAUGAUAUUAAAGAAUUGAAGGAAAAGGAGGAAAAAGACUGA